This is a messenger RNA of Callorhinchus milii (elephant shark), 1765 nucleotides long. Its product is annotated as neurosecretory protein VGF. Gene Ontology annotation, molecular function: neuropeptide hormone activity. The transcript has 2 exons. The record is from RefSeq and is a predicted model, not a curated record. NCBI's taxonomy places the organism in Eukaryota, Metazoa, Chordata, Chondrichthyes, Chimaeriformes, Callorhinchidae. Bases 89 to 1666 code for a protein of 525 amino acids.
CUGAGAGCGAACGGGAGACGGGGUUUCGCGCACGGACCGGAUCCCAGGGAAACAGCGACCGCUCACACCGCCCCCCAGUGUCUGCGAGAUGACUUGGAGAGGACCCUUUCCAGCCUCUGUGCUGCUGGUACUCACCCUCCAGCUGCUGUGUCCUUGGCCGAGCACUGCGGCCUCUCUGGCCCCUCACAACGGCUCUGUCCGGGCAGUGACGGGAGUUCAGGAUCGAGCCGCCUUCCCACGGGAUGUGAAUGGGUCGGAAGAGCAGGAGCGAGGGAAGCAUCUGCAGGUCCGCUCCCUCCCCAUGACCCACCCCAACAUGGACACUGACAAUCAAGGGGAUCCGUUCAGGGACAUGGACGCCAAAGCCUUGGCCACGAUCCUUCUCCAAGCUUUGAAAAUAGACGAUGAGAAAACUGGAGAGAGGGAGGGCGAGCGAGAAGCCGGGAGUCUGUCCCUGUCAAACCCCUCGAUGUGGCGCGAGGCGGACAAGGAUUCCUUGGUUGAGAACGUGAAGAGUCAGACGAGGAGUCGGGAAAGUGCCCCUCAACGGCAGGUCAUGGCCUGGGCUCCCGAGAGGGAGGACGGGGGUGAGGUCAGUCCUCAGAGCAUCGAGCAGAUGGAGGCCAUGUUACAGGAGCUGGAGAAAUACAGCACGGCGACCAAGCGGGAGAGAUCCAACACUGCCCUCCGCUCCGCAAAGACCUCCCGGCCCAUCAGCAAACAGCCAGAGGACAGCAGUAUGUUGGGGAACAUGGAUGACAUUGAGGAGCUGGUUGGAGGGAUGGAGAAAGACACCGACUAUAACGAGGAGCACGAGGUUAUGCAAGAACCAGCCAAACGUGCGGACAAGUCUGUGUCCAGGUUCCAAGCCGGGUCCUUGAGUCGCCUGGGAACUGGGGAACCAGGGCCAGACAAGGCCGAAGAGGAACAGAUAGCGGACAUCACCUCUGACCUCCUGUUACAGUAUCUGCUUAAAGGGGGCGACAUGGCGGAGCAGGAAGACAGCGCCAAGGAAAAGCUUACUGACGGAGAGAGGAAGAGGAGCGAUGAAGAAUGGGAAGAAGAUGUGGCUGAAGAGAAGAGAUCGGACGAGGAAGGUGGUGAUGAUGAUGAUGAUGAUGGUGGUGACAUGGAUCCGCAAACUAUAGACCGGUUGAUCGAGAUCUCCAGCAAACUCCACCUUCCGGCCGACGAUGUCAUCGAUAUCAUCAACGACGUGGAGAAGAAAAGGAAAAACUCUGUGGAGAAGAUGGAGCCGACAAGACACCAUCACACGACCCCCAGGGACCGGAUCAAACCUGCUCCCGGCCGGUCAGACCAGCGUCAAAAGGUCUACCUCCCCACUCGCCAUCGACCAGAAAAGCCACGACACUGGUCUACCAGCGACAUGGCCUUACAGGACCUGCUCGGGGCAGACAACGAGCUGGACUAUGGAGCCAUGCCCCUGGUCUACCCCAGACGUUUUCACCUCCAGCAGAACCUUUACCCCAAUUACAUCCGGCCCCGGGUUUACCAGCCUCGACACAGCACUUACCGCUAUCAGCCCAGCCCCUCCCUCCUCCAGAACGAAGAUUAUUACGAUGAUGAUCAGGCCCAGGACAAGGAAGAGGAGCUGGAAAACUACAUCGAGAAGAUCCUUCUCCAACACCCUGAGGUUUUCCAGUAACUCGGGUCUCACCAUCAUUACCCUCAUCAGAUGUUUGUGGUUCACUGAGAUCAUUGUGUGAGUCAGACAACCCGGUAAUACAUUCCCCCCUCGCCCCCC